This is a messenger RNA of Cydia splendana, 2823 nucleotides long. RefSeq names its product zinc finger protein 664-like. The coding region runs from base 1 to 1482 and encodes 493 amino acids. Gene Ontology annotation, biological process: regulation of transcription by RNA polymerase II. The record is from RefSeq and is a predicted model, not a curated record. The transcript has 3 exons. Gene Ontology annotation, molecular function: RNA polymerase II transcription regulatory region sequence-specific DNA binding; DNA-binding transcription factor activity, RNA polymerase II-specific. Lineage: Eukaryota; Metazoa; Arthropoda; Insecta; Lepidoptera; Tortricidae.
AUGAAGAGAUGCCAACUAGAGCCCUCUGACUGGGAGCGGAAGGCAGCGCAGCGGCCCGAAUGGCGGCGCCUCAUUAAUGAUAGAGUUAACAUUUUUGAGACGGAACGCCGCAUUUCAGUGAAGCCGCCAUGUGAGGCUGUUGGCAGGAGACCGUUACUCAGGGACUGCUGCGUGAGGCUGGAGCGUCUCGAUCUGGACACGCUACUAACCCCCAUUCGGAUCACAGACUGGGACAGUCUGGGACAAGUUAAGGAACACAAGGGAGGAACAAGUCCACAGAAGAAACCAAAAAAAAACGAUACUUACCAGUGUGAAUAUCUAACAGAUAAAGAACAAUUUCUGAUUAGUCAUUUGAGGAAACAUACUAAGGAGAAGCGAUACAAAUGUGACCAGUGUAACUAUUCUUGCGACCGCAGGGAUUAUUUGAAAGCUCAUGUAAGGACACACACUGGUGACAAACCCUACAAAUGUGGGGUGUGUAAUUAUGCUAGUGCCCGCGAUAGUAGUUUGCAAGUUCAUGUUAGGAAACAUGCCAAUGAGAAACCGUACCAGUGUGAGCAGUGCAGUUAUGCUACCCAUGAAAAAUAUCGGUUGAGAGUUCACGUAAAAGCACACACUGGUGAAAAGCCGCACAAAUGUGGGGUAUGUAGUUUUUCUAGUGCCCACAGUAGCAGUUUGCUAGUUCAUAUGAGGGGACAUACUAAUGAGAAACCAUACCAGUGUGAGCAGUGUAGUUAUGCUACCCAUCGAAAAGAUUUUUUGUUAAGUCAUUUAAAAAUACACACUGGUGAAAAGCUUUACAAAUGUGAGGUGUGUAGUUAUGCUAGUAACUACAAAGGUAGUUUGCAACUUCAUGUAAGGCAACACACUAAUGAGAAAUCUUAUCACUGUAAGCAGUGUAGUUAUGCUAGCCAUCAAAAACAUCAUUUCCAAGUUCACGUAAGGACACACACUGGUGAAAAGCCCUACAAAUGUGGCAUAUGUAGUUUUGCUAGUGCCAACAAUAGAAGUUUGCAAGUUCAUAUAAAGGGACAUACUAAUGAGAAACCAUACCAGUGUGACCAGUGUAGUUAUGCUUCCCAUCGAAAAGAUCUUUUGUUACUUCAUGUAAAAAUUCACACUCGCGAGAAGACUUACAAAUGCGGGGUGUGUAGUUUUGCUAGUAUUCACAAAAGUUAUUUGCAAGUUCAUGUAAGGAAACAUACUAAUGGUAAUGAGAAACCUUAUCAUUGUGAUCAGUGUAGUUAUUCAGGCCGUGAUAAACAUCUUUUAAAAGCUCAUGUACGGAAACACAUUGAUGAAAAGCCAUACAAAUGUGAUCAGUGCAGUUAUGCUAGUAAUCGAAUAAGUCGUUUGAAAGAUCAUGUAAGGAAACACACAGGUGAAAAGCCAUACAAAUGUGAGCAGUGUAGUUAUGCUUCUGCCCGCAAAAAUGCUUUAAGAAUACAUAUGAUGUCGCACACUAGUACAACAGACAAAUAAUUUUACUAGUACAGAACUAUAUAAAUGUGAUCACUUUAGUUCUUCCAGCACUUGUAAUUUUGCUUGCACGUACAUGAAAUCUUUACUUAUGAAUGAAAGCGAAGACACUGAUUAGAUACAUGAGUGACCUUACAAAAAAUAAUUAUUUACCAAUAACAAUGUGCUAACCUAUACUACACUUAAUUCUUAUCAAGCACAUAGGUACAAACAGUAACACUCUUCUUUUGAAUUAUUUUACGGUUUAUACUCACUUGUUUUUAGUCACUCGCGCGACAUGUUUCGGAGAGCCUAUGUCUCCUUUCUCAAGCACUAACAGUGCGAGCAGCGUUCACGACGGCCGUGUAUCGCGUACUGCGGCUCGCCGCGUCGCACGCUGCGCGCGCGCCGAGUAAACAGGUUAUGGGAGGUCUUCCGCUAUUAUUGUAGGCGGGCAUAGUGGUGUGAGUUCGUGCUGUGUAUCGCUACUAAUGUUAGUAUGGCUCACAACAGUUUUUAAUUCGAUUAGCAACACUCUUAACUGUACAUCGGUGGACCUUGUGCCGUAUGUAAUAAGACAGUUAACAGUGUGCGAGCGAUACUACGUUUUUUAUGUCAAAGGAAAAACCUCAUCGAUCAGCAGACUUGAACUUGCGACCUUUUAGAACACCGGUCCUACGCUCUCAACUAACUGAAGAACAUUAAUAUCAUAAACUAAAGAAAUAGAAAGAUUCGGGCGCUUCUUGUGAGCUUCCUUAAGCUCAGUAUGUAUAGUCCCCAACCCGCGUUGGGCCAGCGUGGGAACUAUAACCCAUGACGCCUGUGCCCAUCAGUGGGACGUAUACCGGGUGUGGCCUGUAAUAUGAGCAAAAAAUUAAACAGUAGGCUGUACUCCUCAUACUGACCAACAUUUGUUCAGCGACUUUUAAAAAUAACUUGUGGUUUGAUUUUUAAUACACUUUAAAGUUUAUUCUAAGACGCAAUGUAUUGUGAAUUUUGUUAUGUUUAAGGCGUGACAAGCAACGUCAAUCACAAUGAUAUGGCGUGGCGAUGGCGUCCAUUGAAGAUAAUAUUUAUAUUGUAUGAAAAAUAGGGAGUCUAAAUUCUUCAUAAUUUUUAAGAGUUGUUGAACAAAAGUGUCACCGUUUGAGGAGUACAAUCUAUGUUUUAAUUAUUUGCUCGUGUUACAGGCCACACCCGGUAUAGGCUGGAGUAUUAUUAUUAGUGAAAAAAUAUGGAUGUUAUUUGAGUAGACGGGACUGCCGGCCUAGCCGAGCUGACAAUCACUAUCGCUACGACAGCGAAACGCUUUGUGCCUCUCUAUCAUGCACUCUUCCAUAUUUGUGCGACAGUGACAGUUGCGUU